AAGAAGAGGAAGAAGGAAGAGGAAGAGGAGGAGGAGGAGGACCAUGGCUGCGGCUGACAGCGGGCUGAAGCCUCUUCAGGGCGCCAUGAAGAUGGCCAAAGAGGCGAUCCAGCUGGAGGCAGGAAACAGACAUAAGGAAGCCUACUAUGAAUACCUCCGAACCAUCAACUACAUUUCACAUGCUCUGUUGCAAGAAGAGAAGAAGAAGGAGGAGGAGGAGGAGGAGGUGGAGGUGGAGGUGGAGCGGAUGCUGAGGCUAGCUGAGCAGUGUCUGGAGCGAGCCAAGUCCUUCCUAGGAAAGUGCUCUGACCCUCCUGACCCCCCCACCUCCACCUGUUCCUCAGCCGGCCAAUCAGAGCCUCUUCAGACUGAGGCCGGCCCUGCAGCUCUAAACGCUGCGUCUGCAGCGUCUGCUGCUGCUGCUGCUGCUGCUGCUGCUGGUCGUGUCGACGCGCCGCAGAGAACCGACAGCCCCGCCAUGUCUGGUCACCGGCGGGUUCUGUCUGACGGCGGCGGAGGAGAGAUCUCCUCCUUCCCUCCUCCUGAAGUCUUCCAGAGGCUGCAGACGGCGGCCUCCCAGGACUCCAGCAGAAAGGAGCUGACGCCGCUGGAAGAGGCUUCACGUCUGAACCAGAAGCUGAAGGCCAGCUAUGAAGCGCGGGUGGCGAGGCUCCCGCCUGGCCAGGCCUCCCAGAAGACUUCCUUGACGCUGUCUCUGCAGCGGCAGAUGAUGGAGAACAUGAUCAUAGCCAAAGCCAGACAGGAUGCUCUGCAGAGGAAGGUGGAGGAACGGAGGCUACGGCUGCAGGAAGAAGCUAACAGGAGGUUUGCUGCGUCCGGAGCGAUGACUGCAGAGGAGCAGGAGCAGCGGCUGCUCUAUGCCAACGUGCUGGAGUACGAGCAGGACCAUGAUUGGCCCAAACAGUGGAGAGCUAGCAUAAAGAAGAACCCGGAUUCCUCCUCGGUCUCAGAUUUGCUCUCCUACCUGUUCAGCCGGUCGGACCACCCAGUGGUGAAGCUGCUGAGGAAACAUCAGUACAGGAUUUACAACAAGCUGUACCCCAUCGUGAGUAAAAGCCUCCCCCAGAGCCCCGCCUUGGUGCUGAGAGCUUCACGCAGCGCUCACAGCCUGCCUCGUCCAGAGAGUCACAGGAAGCCCAGCAGAACCGGCAGUCAUGGCUGCGGCGGCCACAGCUUCAGCGCCGACGCCUCGCUCUCCCCGUCACGCUCCCAUGAACUCCACACCAACUGCGAGGAAGAGGAGGAGGAGGAGGAGGAGGAGGAGGCCGGCCGGGACAACUCCUUUGAAGACCUGGAGCAGUUCCUGUCCCAGCUGGACUGGACCCCUCCCAUCAGCAGCCUGGAGGCGACCUGUGACCCCUCCAUGGAGCUGGAGGAGCUGGAGCUGAGGGCGCUUAAGGAACACCUGAAAGCCAUCGUUAAAGACAUUCAUAUAGCAGUCGAUCAACUCCUCUCUCUGUGUUUGCUGUCCUUCGACUGCCUAAACACGGCCGCUUUCAAGGACCUGUGCCUCGGCAGCAUAGAGAAGGCCUUCUUCACGCCUCUGUGGAGCGCCCUGGUGGCCCUCUUCAGGAGGGUCCACAGAGAGAGAGAGCAGCUUUUUGAGAAGAACAUGAGGCUGUUCUGCAGCGCCUCUCCAGCAGAUGUCGGUGUUCCCCUGAAACUGUUUCCCCAGGAUCCCGGCGCUCUUCAUGGUUCCUACCCCUAUGAGUCGGCUGUUCAAGAGCUGAAGCUCCUGCUUCAGGACCGCUGUCCACAGAGGAAGCUGGAAUGUGUUGUUCGGACGUUACGGCUGAUCUGCGCUUGUGCCGAGGACUACAAGAGUCUUCAAGGAGGAGAACCUACACCCAAGACGGCCGCCAUCGGUGCAGACGACCUGCUGCCCAUCCUGUCCUUCGUGGCGCUGCGCUGCCAGAGUCCCCAGCUGGUGUCCGAGUGCGCCGCUUUGGAGGAGUUCAUUCAUGAGAGCUUUUUGAUUGGAGAGGAGGGUUACUGCCUGACGUCGCUGCAGAGUGCGCUGGCUUACGUCGAGUCUCUGUGAGCUCCCUGCGCUCCAGCAAACGGGCUGCUGCUCAUCAUCCUCACUCUUCAUCACGACCUUCAUGCUGCAUGACGGCGGCUGGUGCUGCCAAACCCUGACUGGAGGUCCAUCAGCUCGGUUCUGAGCCUGCAAGUCAACGUCUGAGGCGUCAACCAGAACCAGAACGUCAAC
Fundulus heteroclitus (mummichog) is the source of this 2233-nucleotide messenger RNA. It is a transcript of the gene vps9d1, whose product is annotated as VPS9 domain containing 1. Lineage: Eukaryota; Metazoa; Chordata; Actinopteri; Cyprinodontiformes; Fundulidae. Bases 44 to 2062 code for a protein of 672 amino acids. Gene Ontology annotation, molecular function: guanyl-nucleotide exchange factor activity; small GTPase binding. The transcript has 17 exons. Gene Ontology annotation, cellular component: cytosol; endocytic vesicle. Gene Ontology annotation, biological process: vesicle-mediated transport. The record is from RefSeq and is a predicted model, not a curated record.